AUGUUUGUUGUACGUCAAUCAAAGGCGCUCUCACCUAUAUACCACAGAGCAAGUAUUGCAGCCAGUUUACAUACAACGCGUGCAUUGUUGGCUACUCCAGCCAAAGAGAGUGACGCAUCGGCCUUUGAGAAGAUAGCCCAUGGACUCAAUUCAUUCAAGAGCACAGUGUUGGGAUCGCCUCCUCUUCGCAAUGUCACCAAGCCUGUUGAUACACCGUUCACGGGAGAGGCUGCCAACUGGAAUCAAGCUCUCAGCGAGGCUCAAAGUCUAGUCAAAGAUAACGACGACCGCAUAAUUGACCCUGCAAAAUUAGUGGGAGAUGAUCUGAAGGAAAUCAAGGCCAACAUCUCCAAAUUGCUAGGCAGUGGACACCCAUUCCUCAACACCGUUGCCAGACAUUAUUUCAGUGGAGAGGGUAAGCAUGUUCGACCCCUCUUGGUGCUGCUGAUUGCACAAGCAACCAGUAUUGCAGACAAGAAAUCGCUUGUCAGCAACAUUGACUAUAAAUCAAUUGACACGCCUAUAUCGCAUGGACUCAAAAACAUCACCACCAACGACGUAUUUGAUCGUAAACUACAUUAUACGCCCUCUGUGACAGAUCAGGGAUGCAUCAUUUUGCCCACACAACGACGAUUAGCAGAAAUAUCCGAGAUGAUUCAUACGGCAUCAUUAUUGCAUGAUGAUGUGAUUGACGCCUCCAUGACACGCAGAAAUCUACCAUCAGCCAAUGCAUCGUUUGGUAACAAAAUGGCAGUGUUGGGUGGCGAUUUCUUGUUGGCAAGAGCAUCAUUGGCAUUAGCAAGACUUCGGAACGCAGAGUGCAUCGAAUUGAUGGCAACAUGCAUCGCAAAUCUGGUGGAGGGUGAAUUCAUGCAAUUAAGAAACACCAAGGAGGGCGAAUCGGGCAAGGUGAAAAAGCUGAGCACAUUUGAUCAUUACAUGGAGAAGACCUACAUGAAGACGGGCAGCCUGAUUGCUCAGAGCUGCAAGGCAUCUGCCGUAUUGGGCGGUUCAACCAAAGAAGUCGCUAACAUUGCAUAUGAUUUUGGAAAGAAUCUGGGUCUAGCCUUUCAGCUUGUGGAUGACAUGCUUGAUUUCACAGUGACAGCAGCAGAGCUAGGCAAACCAGCAGGAGCAGAUCUCAAACUGGGCCUGGCUACAGCACCUGUUCUGUUUGCAUGGGAGGAAUAUCCAGAGUUGGAGCCAUUGAUCAAGCGAAAGUUUUCUGUGAAGGGUGAUGAGGAAAAGGCAAGAGACUUGGUUUAUCAGAGUGAUGGCUUGAAAAAGACGUUAGAUUUGGCACAGAUCCACUGCAAAUUGGCCACGGAUGCCCUCUACAAACUGCCAGCUUCUGAUGCCAGAUCAGCACUAGUUCAAAUCACUGAAAAAUUAUUAACUCGUAGAUCAUAA
Mucor velutinosus is the source of this 1410-nucleotide messenger RNA. RefSeq lists its product as uncharacterized. Gene Ontology annotation, cellular component: transferase complex. The coding region runs from base 1 to 1410 and encodes 469 amino acids. Lineage: Eukaryota; Fungi; Mucoromycota; Mucoromycetes; Mucorales; Mucoraceae. Gene Ontology annotation, molecular function: prenyltransferase activity. The record is from RefSeq and is a predicted model, not a curated record. Gene Ontology annotation, biological process: isoprenoid biosynthetic process; ubiquinone biosynthetic process. The transcript is spliced from 3 exons.